AUGCAACCAAGUGAGGUUACAAGACUCCAUUAUCUAGUUAAUUCCAACUCAUCCCCAUAUUCAGCUCAUUUCAGCAUGACUCAGAAUAGCUCACAGAUGCUUCAAUUUAACCAAUUCACUAAUCCAUCGUAUAAUUUCCAGAUCCCUCCUCAAGUUCAAGAAUUUGGUCUACAAGCGUCAUGUAUGAGCAGCCACUCAACUUCUGAUGAAGCAGAUGAGCAACAACUCUCUCUUAUCAAUGAGCGAAAACAGAGAAGGAUGAUAUCUAAUAGAGAGUCUGCACGCCGAUCACGCAUGCGCAAGCAGAAACACCUAGAUGAGCUCUGGUCACAGGUGGUUUGGCUCCGAAAUGAAAAUCACCAGCUUAUAGAUAAGCUGAACCAUGUAUCAGAGUCUCAUGAUCAGGUAGUUCAAGAAAAUGCUCAACUCAAAGAGGAAACCUGUGAACUACGUCAAAUGCUCACUGACAUGCAACUCAGUAGCCCUUACCCUUCAUUGAAAGACCUGGAAGACAUCACCUGCGAGACGGCUUAUCUUAGAACCGAGUCCUCAAACCAAUCUAUCACGAGUUCUUCAGAUUUGCUAGGCUAA
This is a messenger RNA of Dovyalis caffra, 591 nucleotides long. The record is from the annotation of a GenBank genome assembly. Lineage: Eukaryota; Viridiplantae; Streptophyta; Magnoliopsida; Malpighiales; Salicaceae.